Messenger RNA from Histoplasma capsulatum G186AR, 2115 nucleotides. Its product is annotated as polyadenylation factor subunit 2. Gene Ontology annotation, molecular function: protein binding. The transcript is spliced from 4 exons. Bases 1 to 1947 code for a protein of 648 amino acids. The record is from RefSeq and is a predicted model, not a curated record. Gene Ontology annotation, cellular component: mRNA cleavage and polyadenylation specificity factor complex. NCBI's taxonomy places the organism in Eukaryota, Fungi, Ascomycota, Eurotiomycetes, Onygenales, Ajellomycetaceae.
AUGAGUUCUUACGACCACGAUGUUGCGGAGGGGUCAUUCCCACGCCCGCUGAGGUCAUACGAAGGAGGGGUGGGAGGUCCCCGAAGACCCAGACCGGUGACCGACUAUGGCUCGUCAAUGGUGCAGUGGAUGCGGGUGCGCCAGCCUCGAUACAAAGGAUCACAUAGGUUGGAACGGGAAAGACCAAGCGCCAGCUACACUGUGGAUAUGCUCCCUCCCUUGGCCCGAAUCGAUUCACCUGUUGACACCAUCCCCGUUCGUCAUCUCCACCAAUCAAUCGGUAAAUCGAAGAAGCCUAUUACGGUCGUCAGAUGGACGCCGGAGGGACGACGGUUGUUGACAGGAGGCCACACUGGCGAGUUCAUGCUAUGGAAUGGUACAGCAUUCAAUUUUGAAACGGUUAUGGAUGCUCAUUAUGAUCAAUACCAGGCUGGCGUAACGUCCGCUGUGUGGUCCCACAGCCAUGACUGGCUGAUAUCCGGCGGUCAAAAGGGAGACAUUAAGUACUGGCGGCCCAACUUCAACAACGUCGAAACCGUCGACGACGCCCACCACGACGCCGUCAGGGAUUUGUCGUGGUGUCCAAGCGAUACGAAAUUCGUCUCUGCCUCUGACGACACGACACUGAAGAUCUUCGACUUCACCGCCCGCAUGUGCGAACUGGUGCUGACGGGCCACGGCUGGGAUGCAAAAUCGUGCGAUUGGCAUCCGUCCAAGGGCCUCCUGGUCUCCGGAUCCAAGGACCACCAGGUCAAGUUUUGGGACCCCCGCACCGGCCGGUGUCUGACUACCCUCCACAGCCAUAAGAAUACGGUCACUUGCACUAGAUUCUCGCGUGUGAACAGCAACCUACUGGCGACAUCAUCGCGGGACCAAAGCGCCCGCGUCUUCGAUCUACGGAUGAUGCGAGACAUAUGCAUUUUACGAGGACAUGAGAAGCCGAUAUCUUCCAUGACGUGGCACCCGAUUCAUAGUUCGCUUAUCUCUACGGGAAGUGAAGAUGGUUCAAUUCAUCAUUAUUUAUUGGAUGAGCAGAAUCUACCAGCUGGGCAGGUCCCCACUGUCGCGCCAUACGACAGCGCUGAUCCUGCUAACACCCCCGCCCAAGUUAUAUUCCCCGCUCAUCGUAUUCCCUAUGCCCAUUCGUCUACUAUAUGGACCCUCGAUUGGCAUCCCCUCGGCCACAUUCUGGCGUCCGGCUCCAAGGAUAAUUUUACCCGAUUUUGGUCCCGCGCCCGACCCGGCGAAACCAGCUAUCUGAAGGAUAGAUUCCACAUUGGCGAAGAAGCCGCAGAAGCCCAGGGAACUUGGAGCCGUGGCUUUGGCCGUCGACAGAUGAAGGAAGAAGAGGAGCAGGAACUUCAAGAUGAGGCGGAGGGACUUGUUGACCAGAAGAAGCGCGAUGCUCCAGUUCUUCUCGGAAUCCAGGGUGUUCCCGGGGGUGGAGAGAAUGUCGGGCUUCCAGGACUGAUACCAGGAAUUGGGGCAGUUCAGCCACCCCCGCCACCCCCUUCAGGUACGGUUUCAUCCAUAUCGCAAGUCGAACCGAGCCGUCUGGCGGCGAUGAUAUCUUCCGGCUCGUUUCCUCCGCCACAACUCGAAUCCUUACCACCGAACUUACGUCCGCCGACAUAUCCCAUGCCUGGUAUGCAGGGAGGUGGUCUCGCCCCACAUAUGGAUCUAUCAUCUUUACAAAACCAGUUCUUUUCUCAACAACAACAACAGCAUCAGCAGCAAUCCUAUACGUUCCAGCAAAACCAAAACUUUCCUACGCAGGGUGGCGGAGGCUUCACGUCUUCAGGAAUCCCUGGUCUUCAAGGCCAAGCCCCAACCGGCGACCCAAAUGAGGAUUUCACGAAUGGAAUAAGGAAACGCGGGCCUUUGCCAAGCCAGCAAGAUAGCUUAAUGGAAGAGCAACGACGGGGAAACUGGCGAAAUAUUAGAUAAAGGGAAAACAAGAAUAUCGUUUUGCCAUAUAUGUUAAACAGGCCUGUAAUAUAGAACGGGGUUGCGAUUUGAUUGUUUUAUCUCUUUUUUUUUGGAAAAGGGGGGAGGGCAUAAGGGGGAAUGAGAGGGAAAGUUUUACUUAGGUGAAAUAUCUGUUUUAUUUCUUAU